GCCCCGUUGCCGUCAACUGGUCAGUCUUUUCUCCAGCCGAGUCUCCCGCUCAGGGCGAGCUGCAGCCUCGGUGACAGAGCACCCACCUUCCUGUCAAACUCCACCCUCCACAACGUGGGUCGCCGGCAUGCAGCCAUCAGCCCCCAGUCUUCCCUGGACAGCGAGGUGGGUGUGUCAGAGCUGGAGGAUGACACCAUCUCUAUGAGCUACAAACUGCAGGACAUGACAGAUGUGGAGGUCAUGGCACGACUUCAGGAGGAGAGUCUCCGACAGGACUAUGCCUCUACCUCAGCCACAGCCACAGCCAGCCGUCGCAGCUCCAGCUUCUCCUUACACUCCCUGAGGCGCAGUGAGAUGGAUCUGGAGGAGGAGGACGAGGAGGACGAGGGGUACGACCAGCUCCCUCCCCCCCAGCCUCGACUGUUCCGCACAGGGUCUAUGCAGAGGGGCAGCCUGCCCCACUCUCACACCUUCUCCAGUAUCAGAGACUGCCGACGCAGCUCGACCACCCCUCAGUUUUCACUCAGUGGACUCUCCCAGUACUCUGGGCCCUCCAGCCUGACCACAGAAACACACGCAGCAUACAGGAAUAGCACAGACAAGCUACGGAGAAGCAUGCCAAACUUGAUCCGAGCUCCCAGCAUGCCCAGUGUUCCCAGUAUUCCAUGUCUGGCUUCCCCCGUCAACCCACCCUCCCACGGCCCCUCCUCCUUACCAACGAUAUCCUCCCUCCGGAGCAGCCAGAGCUUUGACUCAUCCAGUGGGCUCGCACGACUCCAGUCCUCCAUUCCUUCCCCAGGCCAGCUCACUCAACGAGUCCAGAGCGUGGCGAACUUCCCCACCACUCCCCGGCACCCACUAAAAGCCACAGCUUACGUCAGCCCCACAGUGCAGCAGGGCCCCACCUCCACCUCUCUGUCCACCUCUGUCAGUCUGCACUCCAUCCCGAGCAACAUCGCACUGCCUCAGCCCCUGAAACCCAGCAGCAGUCUGGUACCACAGCCCCUAAAAGCCAGCGCCAACCAGCCAGCUGUCCCCCGCAGCUCCCUUCCUCGCCCAGCCUCCUUUGUAGGGACGAGUGGAGUUCCACGUGCGAGCAAAAUCACCCCACCCACCCGCAGUUUGCUGACUCCCCCAAAGAGCCUGGCUGCCCUGAGUGCCCUGAGGGAUGGCAGCUGGAAAGAUGGCUGCUACUGA
Molecule: messenger RNA, 1197 nt
Organism: Seriola dumerili (greater amberjack)
Lineage: Eukaryota; Metazoa; Chordata; Actinopteri; Carangiformes; Carangidae
Gene: slain1a
Product: SLAIN motif family member 1
Exons: 6
Coding region: 202-1197 (331 amino acids)
Biological process (GO): positive regulation of microtubule polymerization; cytoplasmic microtubule organization; microtubule nucleation
Cellular component (GO): microtubule plus-end
Source: RefSeq, a predicted model, not a curated record